This is a messenger RNA of Giardia duodenalis, 2250 nucleotides long. Its product is annotated as Leucine-rich repeat protein 1 virus receptor protein. The transcript has a single exon. Gene Ontology annotation, molecular function: oxidoreductase activity, acting on a sulfur group of donors, disulfide as acceptor. The record is from RefSeq and is a predicted model, not a curated record. NCBI's taxonomy places the organism in Eukaryota, Fornicata, Diplomonadida, Hexamitidae. The coding region runs from base 1 to 2250 and encodes 749 amino acids.
AUGGUUUUCGUGCUUCUCCUGGCUGCCUUCGGGGCGCUCCUUUCGGCUCCGUCGCACUCCCAGCAGCUGCACUGCCUCUACGAGUUCUACGACGCUCUCCAGGGGGAUUCGUGGUGGGUCAGAAACAACUGGCCGGCUUCCACCCAGCGAACAGAGGAUGAGGACUAUUGCCAGUUCUACGGGAUUACGUGCGAUUCGUCCGGCAAUGUUGAGGGGAUCACGAUGCCUGGGAACAAUCUCUUCGGAGUCCUUCCCACGUGCAUCAUCAACUUCCCCUUGAAGGUGCUCUCCGUCCCGCACAAUAGGUUGCGAGAGUCCAUCCCAUAUAUCAAGAACGGCAUCGAGGUGCUGAACCUGGAGGAUACCGAAAUCAUGGUUCUGGCGACUGACAUGCAAGCCUGGACGACUGUCCGUGAGAUGAACCUUCACAAGGGCCACUUCGGGCGGAUGCUCAUUCCCAACGACUUCAUCUUCUACAGCAAUAUGGAGAACCUCGACUUCUCUGACGCCGGGAUAGGCUUCUACGCCUGGGGCCUCGACUUCACGACCAUCAGCACUCCAAAGCUCAGCCUCGCCGGCAUGGAUCUCUCAGAAUACAUCAUGAGCAACGUCGCAAAAGACCAGAUGAAGGCCUUGGAUGUCUCCGGGACCUGGGUAAAGUACCGUAUAAAGGACUUUAAUAAGGACUUCCUGGACGUCUAUAACAUGGUUCACAUGCCCUUCCAGUACACACUCAUGUCCUCCAUCAUUAACUUCUCAACGCUUAUCGAUAUGUCAAGCAAGGACGUUCGCUCCAUCAACAUCCGCGGGACUAACACCACCGGUGUGUUUGACCCGGAGAAGUGGAUGAACUUUGUCGUGAACCAAACCAGGGAUGACUUCUACAUGCUCGACAUGUCCUACAAUGGUCUCAGUGGCUACGGGCCGACCCUGCAGCAGUACGAGACGGUUCUCGCACUCAAGCCGAGUGCUCGCUAUCUCUCGCUCGAGCUCAACUCGUUCUUCUGCGAUUACAAGGAGAGCAGGAUGUUCGGGUGCAGUCGCCUCCGUAUUUACGACGCGUAUUACCUUGCCAGCUAUGAGCGCCUCAUGGUCCUUGUUGACUAUUCCCACUUCGCAUAUGCACCCCUCAGGGAUCUCCAGUACCACAUGAGUGUUAUCUUCCGCAAUAUCACGAAGUACAAGACAGAGACAGACCCGAUAAAGCGUAUCCAGAACAUAGAGACAUAUAAUUACAUUCACGCCCGCAGCAGUGCCGGCCUUGGCUACUUCUGUGUUGACGUCACGAUACCGUACGACGAGGCAGUGGCUCUUGGGCUCCUCGAGAUGAACAAGACAUUUGUUGGCAUUCUCUACGAUGGCCAUCUGAUCAGCGGGCGCUCCUUCAAUCUCGUUCAUGAAGUAGGCCUCGACAAGGACAGUUCUGCGGUGGACGCCUCUGAGAAACCCGGCCGCCGCUGCACAAUCCCCUCUGGGUGCACUGUCGACGAAGACUAUGACGAGACCAAGGACCCGGUUCCUGUCCCUGCUCUUUCGCAUAAGCUGUCUACGCACGACGAGGACCAUAGGAAGGAUGUCGCCAAGAGGCUUAUUUCUGGCGCCAAGAAGGCGGAGAUGAAUCUCACGUGGACAUACCUUGCUCACGAGUCUGAGCAGAAGAUCGCUGUUGACACCUUUGCGAUGUCCAGGUGCGGAGACUUCUAUGAGCGCCUUAACACAGUCAUCCUGCCCCUUUUCGAUAAGUAUCCUGAGAUCACUGAAAUAGCGCAGUUCAAACACUUCAGUAUGUCCGAGUACAAUCCUAGGUACUCGAAUGGCGGUCUUUCCAAGCACGGGUAUGAGGAGGUUAAGGGUGACAUUCAGCUCCUCUGCGCCCAGGAGUACGUCGAUACACACACAUUCUACGACAUCCUCAAGUGCCUCUCGACGGAGGGCGGAAAGACCGCUCUUCCGCGCAACUUCGAGCACUGCCUGCAUCAAGUUGCCUCUGGCAAGGAGCUUCUCAACAAGAUAAUAUACUGCUCCAAUGGUGAGUUCGGCAGGGCGCUUCUUGAGUAUUCUUAUAAACAGAAGCACAAGAUGUCUGUUGCCAACUCUCCCGACAUCUUUAUUGGCAAGAAGAUGGUGUGCCACGGGACCAUGGCUUACUGUGUGACCACCGACGCGGACUCUUUUGCCCAGCAGAUUUGUCAGGCCUUUAUCCGCGAGAAGAACUACACACCCGACAUCUGUAAUAGUAUCUUGAGCUGA